Molecule: messenger RNA, 1554 nt
Organism: Acyrthosiphon pisum (pea aphid)
Lineage: Eukaryota; Metazoa; Arthropoda; Insecta; Hemiptera; Aphididae
Exons: 2
Coding region: 382-1554 (390 amino acids)
Source: RefSeq, a predicted model, not a curated record
CUUGGGUUUCUCAUUUAUCUUUAAUUAAUUUGUUCAUUUUUCACUUAUCUACAGAUAAUGGUAGCAUUCCUAAUUCAAAAAUUGCUUGUAGUAGUGGCAGAGCUGCUUGCUUAAAAUCUGGCUCUCAUAAACCUGGUUAAUAUAAAUGUUAAUAAUUUAUUUUAUUAGGUACAUGUUAAUUUAAAAUUAUAAUUUGCUUUAGGUCUCUUGCACAAAAUUGGUAUAAACCGAACCUCCAGACUUACACCAAAAUGUAAAUCUCUAUACACAGAUAGUUUGAAACUUCAAAAACUCCUACAUCGUGAACGUCGAAAAUGUAACACUUUUAAAGAACGUUUGAAAAGUGCUAACAAUUUUUUUAAUACACAUGAUUCAGACCAGAUGACUACUGCUGCAAAAAUUUUUACAAAAUUACAACUAAGAGAAACAAAGAACAAACCAAAGGGACGUCGUUUUACUUUAGACGAAAAAUUAUUAAGUUUGUCCUUAUAUAAGCAAAGUCCAAAAUCAUAUAGAUUGCUGUGCAAGAUGUUUGUUCUACCUUGUAAACGAACACUUUCUACAAUGAUGUCAUUAAUCCCAAUAAGUACUGGGAUUGAUCAGAGAAUGCUGAAUGUACUAAAAAUUAAUGUUCAAAAACUUAAACCUCAACACAGGUUUUGCUCAAUUGUUUUUGACGAAGUUAGUAUAAAUCCAAAUUUGAACUUUAAUAAUAGUGAAGGAAGAAUUUAUGGUUUUGAAGACAAUGGGUCAUCACAAACUCAAAAAUUUGCUGAUCAUGGCUUAGUGUUUAUGGUACGUGGAAUUGUCAAAAACUUCAAACAACCUAUUUGUUAUUCAUUUUGUAAAAGUACAACAAAUAGAUAUGAUUUAGCUAAUCAAAUUCGAGAGGUAGUUCGAGCAGUACACUCAACUGGAUUGAAUAUAAUAUCAAGCAUUUGUGAUCAAGGAGCGACCAAUACAGCAGCUAUUAAUAUUCUUAUGAACGACACCAAAGCACGUUAUUUAAGAAAGAAUGAAUCAUUCUAUGGUGAUUUCUAUGAAAUAGAAUGUGAAUCUGAUAGCCAUAACAAUGUAGUUAAAAUUUUUCAUUUGUAUGAUACACCACACCUCUUGAAAGGAAUCCGUAACAAUUUGUUGACAAAAAAUGUAAUAUUUAAUGUUGACGGUGAAAAAUUAGCUCAAUGGAGUGAUUUAUUGAAGUUAUAUGAAUUGGACAGCAACAUAGAAGAUGUUAAAAUGUUGCCUAGGUUGACUAGACAACAUGUCAUACCUGCAGAAAUUCCGAAAAUGAAAGUUAGAAAUGCUGCUCAAGUGUUUAGCCAACGAGUUUCAUCCAUUAUGGCAUUCUUAGCAACUCAACAUAUUCUUGGAGAUACAGCUGGAGACACUGCAAAAUUUUGUUUAUUUUUUGAUAAAUUAUUCGACUCGGUUAAUGGAAACUUUGAUAAAGUAGUUGAUGGAAAGAUUUAUAGAACAGGAGUAAAAAAAAAUUCUCCUCAUCACAAAUUGUGGGAAGAGUCUUUGAAAGUUUUGAGUACCAUGAAUUUGUGA